AUGUAUCCCAAUCAAGGCCUAAUUUUUAGUGACUUUCAGUUAGAAUCCCAACCAUAUCGUGAUUUAAAUCGUCACGAAAAAAGUCUUGGUCUUCUUACUGAAAAGUUUGUCCAACUUCUUAAGGAAGCACCAGAUGGGAUUUUGGACUUGAAAUUGGCUGCCGAUUUUCUUGCUGUUCGACAAAAACGUCGCAUAUACGAUAUCACAAAUGUGCUAGAGGGCAUUGGUCUUAUCGAAAAACGCACUAAGAACAGUAUUCAGUGGAAGGGCGGGAGCGCAGCUACAAAUGGGCCUGAUAUUCAGGCCAGGUUGGACGAAUUGCAAGCUGAAGUGGAGUAUUUGGAAAAUCUUGAGAAGAAAGUGGAUGAACAUAGAGCUAAGGUUCUCCAGUCCAUUCGCAAUGUUCAAGAGGACAUCAACAGUGAGCAAUACAGUUAUAUCACUUGUCAAGACCUUUUGAGCGUAUUCCACGAUCGAGAGUUGCUUGUUAUCCGUGCACCUGAAGGUACCCAACUGGAUGCUCCCGUUCCAGAGAGCGGAAUGGACCAAUCAACUCACUCCUUAUUCUCUAUGAAACGCUCAUACAAAACAGCUCCAGAAUUCCAAAUUCACCUCAAGAGUCCGUCUACUCCCAUUGAAGCACUCCUUAUUAAUCCUGAUGAUGUCCAAAAUAAAACAAGAAUAUUGCCGUCAGGCCAGACUAUUUUCGAUUCCAGGAGACAAGGCCAUCAAGGUAACUGUUUAUUUCACUCAAAACUUUCUAUCGUUUUAAAUUGCUCACUACUCGUCUUUAUGGUUAUUAUUUUAGACGAUUCACCUUUUCCAAACCCCUUGUUUCCUCUCAACCCACCUCCGGAUUCUAGUGACUUUUUAUGCCAACUUGAGGAAAACGAAACUAUUUCUGUUCUUUUCGAUGCCCCUAGCAACGCUCCAACUUCCCCGUAG
Messenger RNA from Rodentolepis nana, 945 nucleotides. The record is from the annotation of a GenBank genome assembly. NCBI's taxonomy places the organism in Eukaryota, Metazoa, Platyhelminthes, Cestoda, Cyclophyllidea, Hymenolepididae.